This is a messenger RNA of Podarcis raffonei (Aeolian wall lizard), 962 nucleotides long. It is a transcript of the gene TEX30, whose product is annotated as testis expressed 30. The record is from RefSeq and is a predicted model, not a curated record. The coding region runs from base 227 to 922 and encodes 231 amino acids. NCBI's taxonomy places the organism in Eukaryota, Metazoa, Chordata, Lepidosauria, Squamata, Lacertidae. The transcript has 6 exons.
GUCAAGUCUGUUGCCCUUUAAAACUAACCCACUCCCCAAUUUGUUCCUCAUGCCCCUUAGUUAUUAUUAUGUAUUUUAUUAUUUUUUAAAUUUAUCUACCGCCCACCAUCCAACGAUCACAAGUCAGUGUGCUUUCUCUUUGCUACUUACUGAGAUAUUUUUCUACUGAGAGGUGACUUGCAGUCAAGCGUUCUGAGACAUGAACUUGUGAGAUCGCAACAGGAAAAUGGGUGACUGUUCAGAGACCAGUGUGAAAAUACCAUUUGGAUGCAAAUAUCUAGACGCAGUUUUCUCCAUCCCCGAGAAGAAGCUGCCGUAUGCUGUGAUUCUCACGCAUGGAGCAUCUGGUGAUAUGAAUUUCUCUCACCUUGUAUCUUUGGCAAACUACCUGGCCUCUCAUGGAUUUCUGUGUCUGCGAUUUACCUGCAAAAGCCUCAAUAUCAUCUAUAGAACUAAAGCAUAUAAAGCUGUUGUGGAAUAUUUAAGAUCAUCAGGCAACUACACACUUUCUGGCAUUUUUCUUGGAGGCCGUUCAAUGGGCUCGCGCGCUGCCGCUUCUGUAAUACGACAAGCCGACCAAGAUAAGGACAGCUUCAUUCAAGGUCUGAUAUGCUUGUCUUACCCGCUGCAUCGACCAAAGCUUCACUCUAAACUUCGGGAUGAAGAUUUAUUGUCCAUUAAGUCCCCUGUGCUAUUUGUGUCUGGAGAUACAGAUGAGAUGUGUGAUAAACAACUGCUGGAUGGCGUUGCAGUCAAAAUGCAAGCGCCCAAGAAAAUCCAUUGGGUUGAAAAGGCAAACCACAGCAUGGCAGUGAGAGGACGAAAUGCAGACGACAUCUCAAUGGAAAUAAACAGGCAGGUUUUGUCUUGGAUCAAAGAAAUCAUUGAAGAGCAACAGAAGCAAUCGGCCAAUUCCAAAUAGCCUCUGUACUCGGUACAGGAUGGAUUAAUAACACCACCUU